GUGGCUUUGCAGACAGACAAGCAGCAAUUCACACACACAGAGACAGUCACGCAAGGCAUGUACUAAGCACGCCCGACUGAAUGUGCGAAGCCGCCGUGAAUGCUUAUCAGCAUCGAGUGCACUUGGUCGAGCUGCACAAGAUGUCGACGCACAUUCAUGACAUGGGCGGCUCGGUUGGUUGCCGUCCAUCGAUACGUUGCGCCCACACUAGUGCGUGCCAGGUGUGAGUGUCACGACCAGACUCGUCAAGAAACAACGCAUCCUGGCAGCACCGUAACAUCGCUCGCAAAAUCCUAUGUACACAUGCAUGUAUCGCAACUCGAGCCACAAGACGCGGGCGGGCUCCUUCUCAAGCACGUCCACGCACCCACACAACGCAAUACAACACAAUACAAUGCAAUGCACACAUGUGAGUCGCUGCUACUCAUGGCUACUGUCUUCUCCUUCUCUCGUCGAUGUUAUUUAUCAUUGCUCGUACUCGGUGUGCAGCACCUCCACGUCGUCAAUCUGGAAGUGGUAGCUGCCUCCCAGCACCGCGUCGCCGUCAAACGUGUCAGACACAGCACCCUCGUACCCAUCCGGCACCUGACAGACAGACAGACACCCAUACACACACCAUGCCAAUAAAUACCCUGUGUGGUGGCCUCCUUGCCUCCUUCCUUGUUGAGCUGCCUACGUCGUAGUGUGCGAUGCCCUGCAGGCAGCUGCGGAGGUCCGUCGACUCAUCCGCGCCGUCGCCCGCAUUGGCCAUCGUGUGUGCGAAGCGGAGGUACCCGUUGGUAAGUCGGUAGCUCUGGUGGAGCGCCUUGCCGAUCACCUGCUUGACACAUGGCGAAUUCAUUGACGGCAUCCAUCGUGUAAGAUCUUCUCCUACCAGCUUGGCCUUGCCCAUGUUAGCCGUGUCAAACGCGUCAGUGCCCGCCACCCACACACGGUGGCGGUUGGCGGCGAUGGGAAUCUUGGUGCAGCCCUCAUCAAAAUGACCUACACACACAUACGCGCACACACGCGAUGCUAUCGGUGCUGUGAAGCUUUGGCCGUGUGGCUGUUUCUGGAUGGAUGGAUGGACCCACCUUCGAGUGAGAAGAAGAAUACGGGGCAUUCGUAGGUGUUGACCGUCGUGGAGUCGGCCGGGGGCGUCAGACCGCCAUCGACAUGGCAGCCGAAGAGGUACUCGUCCUUGCGAAUGAUGAACGCGAGGCCCUUGGCGUCACCCACACACUCGAGCAGCUUGCUCAACGCCCAACCGUGCUCUCCACCUCUGCAUCAGACACAGGCACACAACACGCAUCAGUGUGACCACUCCACCUGCUGCCCACUUUCCCCUUCUCUCUCGCUGCAUGACCCAUCUCACUCACGCACCUGUACAGAACUCUCACACUGGCCACCUUUUUGCUGUCGACCAUGCGGACCACAUCCAUGAGCUGCGAUGCGGAUGCCAGGCUGGAGGGGUUGGCCAUGAGGGAGGCGCCCAGCUUGAGCAUGGGCUCCAGCGUCAUGCCGCAGCGCUCGACGACGAACUUGAGCGAUCGGUUGAGGGGGCGGGGCGCGUGUGGGGGGUCGAUGACGGUGCUGGGCGCGGACAGUCGCUGGCGGCGGGCGAAGUCGAUGGCGCUCUGGAAAUGCGAUGGCGAGGUCUCAGUCACGUCGCCUACCCACCUGCAGGAGACACACACGGCACACAACACAAUACAAUACACCAAAUGGACGGAAUUGCCCCUCCCUCAUUUGUUGCCUGCCUCCCUCUCCUCCGUUGUUCUCGUACGUGGUGUUGAAUCGAUGGUGCAGUGCCCGGUGAAUGUUGGGCUGCGUCAGUGUGGCCUCGACCGUCGCACACAGGUGGGACCGCACCCUCACACACAUGACCUCCCCCGUCCCACCCGUCGUGAGGUAGCCCCCUAUCGUCUCGUACAACUUGGUGACGGCCGCCGCGAUGCGCUGCGUCUUCUUCAGGGCGCUCCUAAAUGCAUCGGCCGUGCUCUCCAUGCCCGCAUCCCUCGCCCACCGGAGGAACUGCCGCUCCUCCACCCCCUCCCCCGCAUCCUCCCCCGCCGCCUCGGUCUCCAUCUCCUCAUCAUCGUCAAGCACCAGCUUGUUGUCGAUCAGUGCCUCGUGGUAGAACCGGAUGGACACAUCCUCACUCUCGUCACCCGUCAGGUCGGUCACGAACCGCCCGUCGCCUUGCGCCAUGGCGGCGCGGUCCUCCAACCACAAACCGAACGACGGACUGGCGUCCAGGAACGGCAGCGGGCGGCCGUCGGGUGUCGUCUGCUGGGCCUGAAUGAUCCGGGGGAGGGCGUCGGUGUGGCUGCAAACAUAACAAGUAGUGACAUAGAAAACGAUGAGCCUCUCUCCACACCAUUAUGUGGACGUACCGGAGCAGCAGGAUGGAGCAGUAGGUGUCGCGGAUGCCGUCCAUCUUCAAUGCGUCGGCGCCAAUGACCACCGUGCGCCCUCCAACGUUCACGUACAUGUCCCCCGUCACCGCUUCAAGUGCGUUGUCGUCGAAGAGCGUGCCUCUGUGUCGGCCGAUCUUGUCUGCGAUGCCAUCCACGACGCUCUUGACCUGGCUCAUGCCGUCGGCUGAUGAGGACGCUGCCGAACGGGAGAGGGCCUCGCUGAGGGAGGAGGAGGCCUGCUGGGCGGUCUGGACAGAGGAUUGCAGGAUGCUGUUGAGUGAUGACGCCAUCUUGUAGGCGAGUCUGACUGGAGCUCGGAAAUUUGCAAUCGCAGGAUCACAGACGACGAUGGCACUGCAGAAAGACAAGCUGCACUUCGAGAGCCC
Vitrella brassicaformis is the source of this 2785-nucleotide messenger RNA. The record is from the annotation of a GenBank genome assembly. NCBI's taxonomy places the organism in Eukaryota, Vitrellaceae.